GAUCACUAACACAUGAGGGUUUGAUUGUUGAGAGUCCGCAACGUCCUCAAAGAAUAAUUUCCCUUUAUUCACACGUGAAAAGUGCAAUUCUAAGUGAAGCUUUAACUUAUUAUAUUUGUUGGAUUGCAAAUCUUUGGUGAACUAAUAGUGUUUUCCGAGUUUGUUUCAAGAAUAGUGAAAAUGGGAUCGGAAGAGCCUCGUCCCUACGAUCCUUAUCGGAAAGUAUCACUCGAACCGGAUGAUGAGAUCGUAAUAUCUGGCAUCUCGGGGAGGUUUCCAGAGUCGAAUAAUUUGAAUGAAUUCCGAGAUAAUCUUAUGAAUAAAGUGGAUCUCAUAACUAACGAUGAUCGUCGGUGGAAGUUAGAUCAUCCGGAAAUUCCGCAGAGAUUAGGAAAAAUCAACAAUCUAUCGAAGUUCGAUGCAGAUUACUUUGGUGUUCAUUUCAAGCAUGCACACACGAUGGAUCCGAUGUGUAGAAUGGCGUUGGAACAUGCUUAUGAAGCGAUUGUCGAUGCUGGAGUUAAUCCCCAGCAUCUGAGAGGAAGUAACACUGGAGUUUUUAUUGGUGCAUGUUUCUCAGAGUCUGAAAUGACGUGGGUUUACGAAAAACUUGAGGCGGAAAUAAACGGGGCUGGUCUCAUUGGCUGCAGCAGAGCUCUGUUAUCUAACAGAAUUUCUUACUGGUUAGGGGUGCAUGGACCGAGUUAUACCAUCGAUUCUGCCUGCAGCUCAAGUCUCUUCGCUAUGGAACAUGCAUACCGAGCAAUUCGGACUGGUCUAUGUGAUGCAGCCAUUGUAGGUGGCACUAAUCUCGUUCUUCAUCCAAAUGUAUCACUCCAAUUUGCUCGUUUAGGUGUUUUAUCGCAUGAUGGUCGAUCGAAAUCAUUCGAUAACAGUGCGAAUGGUUACGUAAGGAGUGAAACAAUCAGUGUAGCCUUCCUUCAGAAAGCGAAAAAUGCAAAACGUAUCUAUGCCACUGUUGUACAUGGAAAAACGAAUUGUGACGGCUUCAAACCACAGGGAAUUACAUUUCCAUCGAGUCAGAUUCAAAGUGUCCUUCUGAGGGAUUUUUAUGAGGAGUGUAAAGUACCACCAUCUUCAGUGGCAUACGUUGAAGCCCAUGGCACUGGAACGAAGGUGGGAGACCCUGAGGAACUAAAUGCAAUUGAAUCAGUUUUCUGUCCUGGGAGAAAUGAACCAUUGAAGAUUGGCUCAGUCAAAUCGAACAUUGGGCACGCUGAGCCAGCCAGUGGAAUGGGUCAAAUUUCAAAAGUUCUUAUUGGCUAUGAGAGCGGACUUAUUCCACCGAAUUUGCACUAUAAAGAGCCACGUGAGGGUGUUGAAGGUCUUGCAAAUGGAAAGCUACAAGUUGUUACCGAACCGACACCUUGGAAGGGAGGAUACGUUGGUAUAAGUUCAUUUGGCUUCGGUGGUGCUAAUGCUCAUAUUCUCCUCAAGUCUAACCCUAAAGAAAAGAUCAAUAGUGGGGCGCCUCAGGAUGAUCUUCCAAGGCUUGUUGUUGCCUCUGGAAGAACUGAGGAAGCAGUUAGCUCGAUUUUAGCAGAUGUUGAAAGUCGUCCAGUUGAUGUAGAAUACGUCCGCCUGCUUCACGACCUUCAUGCAGAGAAUCUUGCAGGUCAUCUUUAUCGUGGUUACACGGUUGUAGGCACUUCCAGCCCUAAAAAGAAGCUUCGAGGGCUCAAGUACUAUGCGGGGACCAAGCAUCAAGUCUGGUUCCUCUUCUCAGGAAUCGGUUCCCAAUGGCCAGGCAUGGGCACAUCUCUUCUUCGCUUCCCAGUCUUCGCGAAUUCCAUAAAGAAAUGCGAUGCAGUUUUGAAACUGCGUGGAAUAAACAUCUAUGACAUCUUGACGAAUCCCGUCGAAGCGAUCUUCAAGAAGCUCUCCAAUUGCUUAGUUGGAAUAGUAGCGGUGCAGAUUGGUUUAUUUGAUCUCUUAACAUCUUUAAGAAUAUUUCCAGAUGCUAUUAUCGGAUAUUCCUUCGGAGAACUGGCUUGCGGCUACGCAGAUGGUUCUCUUACAGUAGAACAAACGAUCUUAGCCGCAUAUGGAGAAGCUCUAGCUCUGAUGGAAUCUAAUAAAAUCAGAGGUGCAAUGGCAAUGAUUGGUUUGGGAUAUGAGCAAACUCAGAAGCUUUGCCCAUCAGAUAUCGAAGUUGCUUGUCACAAUGGCCCUGAGAUGACUGCCGUAAGUGGUCCAGUAGAGUCAAUCAAAUCUUUGAUUGCAAAACUUUCAGCAAAUAACAUCUUCGCUCGAGAAAUUCCAUGUAAUGAAAUCGCAUAUCACAGCAAAUGCAUAGCAGAUGUUGGACCAAAGCUCUUUGCAUACUUGAAGAAAAUCAUCUCAGAACCUAAACCUAGGAGUUCUAAAUGGCUCAGCACAUCGAUACCCCAUUCACAGUGGAAGUCACCUCAGGCAAGACUGUCUUCAGCUGAAUAUUUUACGAACAAUCUCCUUGCUCCUGUUCUUCUCAAAGAGACAACUGCACUUAUUCCCAAAGGUGCCGUUGUCAUCGAGAUAACACCUGAUGGACUUCAAGAUAUUCCGAAAAGUUCUUUCAAUUCUGAAGUCAUCCAUAUGACUCUCACUCAAAAUGGACAUCAGGACAAUGCUGAAGUUUUCCUGCAGGCAAUUGGAAAAUUUUAUGAAAAUGGAUUACAGCCUGCUAUUUGGAAAUUGUACCCUGAAGUAAAAUUUCCCGUAUCUAGAGGGACACCCAUGUUAUCUCCAUUAAUCAAGUGGGAACACUCUGAAGACUGGUUCGUUACCUCCUACAGAACGCAAGAGAAAAUCGAUUCAGGGGAGAGGAUUGUGGAGUUGGCCAUGACUGAUGAGGAUUAUGAAUAUAUGGAGGGACAUGUCAUUGAUGGGAAGAAUCUCCUACCUGCAACUGGAUAUUUGUCCCUCGUCUGGGAAACUAUAGGAAUGAUGAAGGGAGAAUUGUAUACUGAAGUGCCUGUUGUGUUUGAAGAUGUGCGGUUUUUGAGGGCUACUACACUCUCGAAAGAUGUCACUUUUGAGUUAACUAUUACGAUUCAGAAAGGUACAGGGAAGUUUGAAGUAGUAGAAGGAGGUGUAGCAGUGGUAACGGGAACUGUUCGUCACACACCGAAUCCCCAGCAAGAACAGAUAAGCUUCCCAAUAACAAACAAAGAGGAACCUGAACAAAUGACCAGUAAAGACAUCUACAAAGAGUUCAGAUUACGUGGAUAUCAGUAUUCUGGACUAUUCAGAGCUCUUAAGAGUGCUACCACUGAUGGAUCCAAGGGAACCAUCCGUUGGGCAAAUAACUGGGUGGCCUUUAUGGAUAACAUGCUGCAAAUGGGACUUCUAGGGCGUGACACUCGCAGUCUUUUCGUACCUAUAGGAAUUGGAAAACUAACGAUCAAUACAAGGAAGCAUUAUCAACAGAUCCGUGAGAUGCCACGUGAUAAACAAGAAUUCAAGGUUUAUACGAGCAAGCAACACGACGUAAUCUUCUCCGGUGGCGUCCAAAUCCGUGGUUUGCAGGCCAGUGCAAUAGCCCGAAGAAAGCCACUAGGUGAUCCCGUUCUGGAGACCUAUAAAUUUGUAGCCCAUAGAGAUCGUGCAGACAUACCUUUAAAAGAUGCAGUCCGUUUGGCGACUCACCUUGCUCUCGAAAAUCACCUCGGCCUCAAGGUGAAAACCUUAGAAACCCUACAAGCAGGGGAGAAACAUCUUCCAGAAGAACUUCUUUCCUUUCACAUAUCAGAGACUUUGGCGAAUCUACCCAUGGUCCAGGCAGAUGUUAAUAUCGUCACCGCAGAGAAUGACUUACGCCCCGGAGAUAUUCCUGAGAAUAUCAAUAUCACAGAUUACAAGAAAUUAACUCCAGAAAUGAAUGCAUUGAUUUUAGCAGGACGUAACCUCCUAGCUGCGCAAAAAGAUGAAUCAAUAAGUCAGCUUCUGACAACCCUGAAGGACGGAGCUUUUGCUGUAACCCUGGAAUCAUCACCUCCACAAGAAGUUAUUCAGUCAUCUAAAAAAUAUGGAUUGAACAUAGUUUUUGAAAAAGUUGUUCGCGGAAUCACUUUUUUGCUUCUUCGGAAAAUCGAAAGAAUACCUAAGAAUACUAUCGUAAUACCUGUAAACAAUGAACAAUUCUUCUGGGUGAACACCUUACAAACAGCGCUAAAGGCAGAGGUUGAACGAAACGUCACGGGAUCAUCGAGAAUUUUGCUGAUCAGUGAUAAAGCAUUUGAGAAUGGACUUUUGGGUCUAGUCAAUUGCCUUCGAAAGGAGCCUGGUGGGGAAAUAGUUAGAGGGCUAUUGAUUCAAGAUUCGAAUGCUCCAAAUUUCUCGCUCUCGGAGCCCCUGUAUGCUGAUCACCUAAAGCUGAAUCUCGCAAUAAAUGUCUUGAGAUCAAGAGGCACAUGGGGAUCAUAUAGACAUCUUCCCCUACCAUCGAUCACAUCACGUCCUGUCUACCAUGCCUGGGCAAAUCAGCUCGUGAGAGGUGAUCUUAGUUCAUUCCGUUGGAUGGAAGGGCCAAUCACACCGAAUUGCAAGCUUUCUAAUCAGGUCAGGAUUGUUUACUCAUCAAUAAAUUUCAAAGAUAUCAUGUUGGCCACUGGAAAACUUACUCCUGAAAUUUUCGUUAAAUCGAGGAGUGCAGCAGAGUGCGUUCUGGGAAUUGAAUAUGCUGGAAUAAAAACGGAUGGUUCCAGAGUAAUGGGGAUGGUCCUUUGUCGUGCUAUGACGAAUAUUUUGAAUUACGAUCCUACUCUCGCUUGGAAUGUCCCUGAUUCUUGGACACUAAAAGAUGCAGCUACCGUACCCUGUGUUUAUGGUACUUGCGUUUAUGCUCUUUACUUCCGCGGCAACAUGAAAAAGGGUGAUAAGGUACUGAUUCAUGCUGGAUCCGGUGGUGUUGGACAAGCAGCUAUCAAUCUUGCACUUUGGACUGGAUGUGAAGUUUUCACUACUGUUGGUACUAUGGAAAAGAGAUUAUUCAUUCGGAAGACGUUCCCCCAGAUUCCUAACGAUCAUAUUGGGAAUUCUAGAGAUACCAGUUUUGAGCAAUUGGUGAUGAAUAAGACGAAUGGAAAGGGUGUUGACAUUGUUCUUAAUUCACUCGCUGAUGAGAAACUUCAGGCUUCGGUUAGAUGUCUAGCUGAGGGAGGCAGAUUUUUGGAGAUUGGAAAAUUCGAUAUGGCUAAUAAUAGUCGUCUAGGAAUGUCUGCGUUCUUGAAAGAAAUAAGUUUUCAUGGAAUUUUGUUGGACAAAAUUUUCGAUGAUACCGAGCAAAAGAGGAACGAACUUCAUGGUCUGAUGCAGAAAGCAUUGGACGAUGGAGCUGUUAAGCCACUCAACGUCACCAUCUUUUCCAGGGAUCAAAUUGAACCUGCCUUCAGGUAUAUGGCUGCUGGAAAACACAUCGGUAAAGUAAUCCUUGAGGUUCAAGAUGAAAAGAGCCUGGGGGUUUCAAUCCCGGCCCUCCCACGAUACCACUGCCGGAAAAACCGCUCUUACAUAAUUCUAGGGGGUCUGGGAGGCUUUGGGCUGGAACUGGCUGACUGGCUAGUUCUUAGAGGAGCUCAACACCUAAUCCUCACAUCCCGUUCAGGGGUCAAAAACGGUUAUCAACUCAUGCGGGUCAAACUCUGGCAGAGCUACGGCGUUAAGGUCACCAUUAUUACUGGGAAAGAGGCAUCAGACGUAGGAGAUUGUGAAGAGAUUUUGUUGGCAGCAUCAAAUCAAGCUCCAGUGGAUGCGAUUUACAAUCUUGCGGUCGUCCUCAAGGACAGCCUCUUAGAGAAUCAAACACUAGAGUCGUUUGAAGAGUCCUUCAAGUCCAAAGCUUGGAGUACAAAAAAUCUUGACAAACUUUCUAGAAGGUUGUGUCCAAAACUCCGUCAUUUCGUUGUCUUCUCUUCGGUCUCCUGCGGACGCGGUAAUGCAGGACAAACAAACUAUGGAAUGUCCAAUUCAGUCAUGGAGAGAAUCUGUGAAAGACGAGCUGCUGAAGGACUUCCAGCCCUUGCAAUCCAGUGGGGAGCAAUUGGGGAUGUUGGGCUCGUCGCAGACAUGCAGGAUGAUGACAAAGAGCUCGUGAUUGGCGGUACUCUCCAACAGAAGAUAACAUCCUGCCUCCAUGCACUCGAUGGCUUUCUCAAUCAGAGUUGUCCUGUUGUUGCAAGCAUGGUGGUCGCUGAGAAGAGAGCAGGUGGCAGUGGCACCCUCAAUGUUGUCGAUACUGUCCUCAAUAUCAUGGGUCUCAAAGAUCUGAAGUCAGUUGGCCAACACACAUCACUAGCUGAACUCGGAAUGGACUCUAUGAUGGCAGUAGAAAUAAAGCAAACCUUGGAGCGUGAAUUCGAAAUAUUUCUCACAGCGCAAGACAUUCGUGGCUUGAACUUUGCCAAAUUAAGUGACAUGAUUUCGAAGGAUCCUGAGUCAGUGGUGGAAACUACAACCAGUACCGAUGAAAAAGCUCCUUCGAUAAUGAAUCUGCUGGUUAAGCUUUUGGGCACAGACGAGAGUAUAAUGAACAAAAUAAGCUUUACAUUACCUACCAAGCAAGAGAGGGGACACGAGGAGGUGUUCUUCAUCCCUGGAAUUGAAGGUUUCGGUUCUGUUUUCAUGAAUAUUGCACCUGAGAUCAAAGCUCCUGCUACUUGUCUGCAAUUGGAUCCCAUCAGCGACUCCAUUGAAGAUUUAUCUACCAAAUUAUUGCCUGUCGUUCUGAAGAAAAACCAAAGUCGGAAAGAUUUUCUUAUCGUAGGAUACUCGUUCGGAUCUCUAGUGGCAAUCGAAAUGGUUCGACAUUUAGAAGCGCAAGGUCGUAAUUGUCAACUAAUUCUGGUUGAUGGUUCUCCAGAAUUCUUGAAGACUAUCAGAAAUCACCAGUUACGAGCCGUAAAUGAUGAUGACCUCGGCACUAAUAUGCUCAUUGGUAUUACUGAUAUUGUGGCCCCCCAUGUUAGUGGGGAUCUAUAUUUAGAACUCAAAAAAUGCAAAACGUGGGAAGAGAAACUCAAUGUAUAUAUGGACCGAAUACCAGAUGAUGCAAUGAAAAUCUCGCCUGAGGGCCAAAGGAAUAUCACUAUUGCUAUUUAUCACCGCCUUAUAGCUGUUGGAAAUUACGAUCCUUUAAGACUCCCACCUCUGAAAUCUUCAAUCACAUUAUUGAAGCCCACCUUAGAGAGUUUCAAGUAUCUUUCUGCAGAUUAUGGACUCACGAAGUUGACGACGGGGGGCGUGAAAAUUCACAGACUCGAGGGAAACCAUGUAACAAUACUGGACAAUCCGAAAGUAGCAGCUGCAAUAAAUGGAGAGUUCCUCGAAGAUGCCAACCUUUGAAUUAUUAUAUUUCUUCAUUGGGAUUUUUGAUUCAGGAACAAUAAAUGAAUCUAUUCAAUUUGACUCAUUUCAUCUUUCAAAAUUUAUUACUGAUGGUGAAAUGUUGAAAUGAUUCAAGCCCAAAAUAUAAAAAUUAAAACUAUUAA
Molecule: messenger RNA, 7487 nt
Organism: Diachasma alloeum
Lineage: Eukaryota; Metazoa; Arthropoda; Insecta; Hymenoptera; Braconidae
Product: fatty acid synthase
Exons: 10
Coding region: 181-7341 (2386 amino acids)
Biological process (GO): fatty acid biosynthetic process
Molecular function (GO): 3-oxoacyl-[acyl-carrier-protein] synthase activity; oxidoreductase activity; phosphopantetheine binding
Source: RefSeq, a predicted model, not a curated record